AUGAUCAGAGCAUUUCCACACCUACUUAACAGGAGAUCUACUGCCUUUGUUCUAUGUCCUCCUACAGAUGGUACGACACCACCUUUAAUCUCUGUAGAACUUGUUCCUGAUCCUAUUCUUCCAGGACAAAAUGGUAUUGUUUUUGCCAACUUUGCUUUAGAGGAAGCCAUUACAUCAUCAACCCGUCUUGUUGCUUAUUAUAGUGAUCCUGAUAAAAAUCGCUCCAUAAGCGAUACUUUUACUCAGCAAUUAUGUGGUGGAUCUGGGUGUCCAGUUAAAGCUAAUAGUCCAUAUACAUCAAUCAUGAAUACUUUGGCACCAGAAAUCUUAACAGUUCCAUACGGCAUUGUUGUUAGUGUUGUAAGUGUUGUAGAUGGAACUAACAAAACACUAGGCUGCGCAACUGCCUUAAUUCACCUCUAA
Funneliformis geosporum is the source of this 423-nucleotide messenger RNA. Lineage: Eukaryota; Fungi; Glomeromycota; Glomeromycetes; Glomerales; Glomeraceae. The record is from the annotation of a GenBank genome assembly.